Molecule: messenger RNA, 985 nt
Organism: Tupaia belangeri chinensis (Chinese tree shrew)
Lineage: Eukaryota; Metazoa; Chordata; Mammalia; Scandentia; Tupaiidae
Gene: POLD4
Product: DNA polymerase delta 4, accessory subunit
Exons: 4
Coding region: 216-542 (108 amino acids)
Biological process (GO): DNA-templated DNA replication; DNA synthesis involved in DNA repair
Cellular component (GO): delta DNA polymerase complex
Molecular function (GO): DNA-directed DNA polymerase activity
Source: RefSeq, a predicted model, not a curated record
UUUGUGGGGGUGGUGGAGCGGCGUCAUUCCCUGGAACCAGGCGACUUCCUCCCUCUGCUCGUCUGGGUCGUCUCGUCUGCCCGUUGCUGGCCCCAUUUCUCUCUCUGGCCCCAUCGCUUUGUCACUCUCUCUCUCAGCAGCUGUCUCUUUCGCGUCCCCUGGCUUGUCUCUCUUCUUCCUUGCAGUCGCCUCCUUCGCCUGCCUGGGUGGCCGCCAUGGGCCGGAAGCGGCUCAUCACUGACUCCUACCCUGUUGUGAAGAGGAGGGAGGAGCCCUCUGGGCAUAGCAAAGGGGAGCUGUCACCAGAGCUAGGGGAGGAGCCCCAGCCCCACAACGAGGAGGAAGAAGCAGAGCUGGAGCUACUGAGGCAGUUUGACUUGGACUGGCAGUAUGGGCCCUGCACAGGGAUCACACGGUUGCAGCGCUGGCAUCGAGCAGAGCAGAUGGGCUUGGAGCCUCCUGUAGAGGUGCAUCAGGUGCUGAAGUCCCACCCUGGAGACCCCCGCUUCCAGUGCAGUCUUUGGCAUCUCUAUCCCCUAUGACCUCGAACCUCCUGCUCUUGGCUAGCCACCAGAGGACCUCAGGAAAGAUGUGAGAACCAGCUGCUGCUUCCCAGCUCAUCUCUGCAUGGAGGAACAUCUGGCAGGCUGAAUCCUGAAGUCUACAUGACUCAGCUCCUCCACCUAACCAGCAGGCUCCAGGAGCCCCCUCUAAGAACCUACUCAAUCACAGCUGAGCACCUCCUAGGUGAAGAGUGGUCUCUGAGGACAAGGACCUGGCCAUGAUCUGUCCAGUGCCUAUCACAGGCCUCUCUGCCUAUGGUGUGACAAAUUAUGCAUAGCCUUGGGCAGAGCCAGAAGCAGGCAGAUGAUCUAAGAGGACAAGAUGCACUGCCCAUCCAAGAUUGGGAAUUUGAGGCAGGGUAGGCUGAACUCACAGGGCAAGCGGUUCGUAAUGCUUUUCAAUAAAGAACACUGAGCCUGAA